Messenger RNA from Phoenix dactylifera (date palm), 844 nucleotides. RefSeq names its product large ribosomal subunit protein eL38z/eL38y. Lineage: Eukaryota; Viridiplantae; Streptophyta; Magnoliopsida; Arecales; Arecaceae. Gene Ontology annotation, molecular function: structural constituent of ribosome. The record is from RefSeq and is a predicted model, not a curated record. Gene Ontology annotation, cellular component: cytosolic large ribosomal subunit; ribosome. Gene Ontology annotation, biological process: protein-RNA complex assembly; translation.
UGUGUACUGAAGAGCGAGUAAGAAAUUAGGGUUUUGGUUGCGGUAUAAAACCCCCCGUCUUGCCGGCUCACCGGUUUGCGCAUUAGGGCUUUCGGAAGGAGGCGACGGACGGAAAGCCGACCACAUUUGCCGCCGAAACCCUGAAAAAUGCCAAAGCAAAUUCAUGAGAUUAAAGAUUUCCUUCUCACGGCAAGAAGGAAAGAUGCACGUUCUGUCAAAAUCAAGAGGAGCAAGGACAUUGUCAAGUUCAAAGUUCGAUGCUCCAAGUACCUCUACACACUGUGUGUGUUUGAUUCUGAGAAAGCAGACAAGUUGAAGCAAUCUCUGCCUCCAGGUUUGAAUGUGCAAGAAGUUUGAAGAUGAUGCUGAAACCUUUUAAGCAGUAGCCAAAAACAUUAUCUUGUUUUAUUUCCUUUUUAACUAAGAAGCUGCUUAUCUUCUUUAGCAUCAACUUCUUCAGAUGUGUGUUCUGAAUUUUGAAGAUAUUUUUAGUUCUUCAUUUUGUUAUCGUCGAGUCACUCCAAAAGAUGUCGGCAUAAUUUAUUCGCUAUUUGGAACGGGUUUGCUUCAGAUAUCAAGUUCAUGUCUGUGUUCUCACUUAGUUAUAAGAGAGCUGAUCUGGUGAAUUUCUAGCUCUUUUUGUUGGGUUUAAAUGACUGGACUAUAUUGUGUCCAACUACAUAAUUUCUUUGUUGGAAACCCUGUUAUAGAUCCUGGACAUGUCGAUGACCAUGGAAGUCAAAUAAGUGGCUGACCCACCUUGUGAGCCUUAAUCCAUCAAACUUAUGAUGACUGUAGAAGUGAACUUUGAUAAUCUAAUGGCGAACUGGUGGAAGUGUAGUCC